AUGGCAACAACUAAACGUUCGUCGAUUAAUCCCCCAAUUCGUAUUUUAGCUGUUUCCAUUAUCCUUAUCGUAAUACUCGUAUUUACGUCGUCGACAUUCACAAAUGCUACUGUAAUCGGAGGAUCUGGGAAUGGAAACGGGAACGGAAAUGGCAAUACAGGAUCUGGGAAUGGAAAUGGAAAUGGUAAUGCAAACGUUGGUAAUUACAAUGGAAACGGAAACGGCAAUGGCAAUACAGGAUCUGGGAAUGGGAACGGAAACGGAAAUGCAAACGUUGGUAAUUAUAAUGGAAACGGAAAUGGCAAUUCGAAUACUGGACCUGUUCCAUCUACUCCACCUACAUCUACUCCACCUGCGCCUGUUACUUUACCGACUCCUAGCGUUGGUGGCAAUAAUAAUGGAAACGGAAACGGCAAUGCAAACGUUGGUAAUUAUAAUGGUAACGGAAACGGCAAUAACAAUACAGGAUCGGGGAAUGGGAACGGAAACGGAAAUGCAAACGUUGGUAAUUAUAAUGGAAACGGAAACGGCAAUAACAAUACAGGAUCUGGGAAUGGGAACGGAAACGGCAAUGCGAAUGUUGGUAAUUAUAAUGGAAACGGAAACGGCAAUAACAAUACAGGAUCUGGGAAUGGGAACGGAAACGGAAACGCAAACGUUGGUAAUUAUAAUGGAAACGGAAACGGCAAUGCAAACGUUGGCAAUUAUAAUGGAAACGGAAACGGAAAUGCAAACGUUGGUAAUUACAAUGGAAACGGAAAUGGAAACAACAACUACGGUUCAGGAAAUGGUAAUUGCAAUGGAAAUUGGAAUAUUGGGUAUGGCAAUGGAUAUAAAAGAUUUUAUGGUGGAGGAGUUGAUUGUCCGAUCUCUGGAACACCUUCCAUUAGUCCUGGAAUACCUAUCAUUAGUCCUGUCAUUAGUCCUGGAACACCUAGUUGCAAUAGAAAUUGGAAUAAAAGAUAUUAUUUUAAUGGUGGUGGAGUUGAUUGUCCAAUCACUAGUUCUAUUACUAGUCCUAGAAUACCACCUAUUACUAGUCCUAUUACUACUCCUAUUACUAGUACUAGAAUACCACCUAUUACUAGUCCUAGCCCUUCAUGCUCGAGAAAAACAGAGCUUCCGCCACUUGAUAUGGAAACAGUAGUAUUCAAAGUUGGAUAA
Molecule: messenger RNA, 1164 nt
Organism: Ambispora gerdemannii
Lineage: Eukaryota; Fungi; Glomeromycota; Glomeromycetes; Archaeosporales; Ambisporaceae
Source: the annotation of a GenBank genome assembly